AUGGGGCGCGGAGGCUCCGACAGUUACCGCGUGGCCACUGCACAGGACAAGGGGGACAAGGACUCACCCAAGAAGGGCAAGAGCAAAACACGUGACCUCGAUGACCUCAAGAAGGAGGUGGCCAUGACCGAGCACAAGAUGUCCAUCGAGGAGGUCUGCAGGAAGUACAACACGGACUGCGUGCAGGGUCUGACCCACAGCAAGGCUCAGGAGAUCCUGGCUCGGGACGGCCCCAACGCCCUGACCCCUCCCCCCAUGACCCCUGAGUGGGUCAAGUUCUGUCGCCAGCUCUUUGGGGGCUUCUCCAUCCUGCUGUGGAUUGGAGCCAUCCUCUGCUUCCUGGCCUAUGGCAUCCAGGCUGGCACCGAGGACGAGCCCUCCAAUGAUAAUUUAUACCUGGGCAUUGUGCUGGCUGCUGUUGUCAUCAUCACCGGCUGCUUCUCCUACUACCAAGAGGCCAAAAGCUCCAAGAUUAUGGAAUCCUUCAAGAACAUGGUGCCCCAGCAAGCCCUGGUGAUCCGCGAAGGGGAGAAGAUGCAGCUCAAUGCAGAGGAGGUUGUGGUUGGGGACCUGGUGGAGGUGAAGGGGGGUGACCGUGUCCCUGCUGACCUGCGCAUCAUCUCAGCCCAUGGCUGCAAGGUUGACAACUCCUCCCUGACGGGUGAAUCUGAGCCCCAGACCAGAUCCCCCGACUGUACCCACGACAACCCAUUGGAGACAAGGAACAUCACCUUCUUCUCCACCAACUGCGUCGAGGGCACCGCUCGCGGUGUGGUGAUCGCCACGGGUGACCGCACCGUCAUGGGCCGCAUCGCCACGCUGGCCUCGGGGCUGGAGGUUGGCAAGACCCCGAUCGCGGUGGAGAUCGAGCACUUCAUCCAGCUCAUCACCGGCGUCGCCGUCUUCCUCGGCAUCUCCUUCUUCAUCCUCUCCCUCAUCCUGGGAUACACCUGGCUCGAGGCCGUCAUCUUCCUCAUCGGCAUCAUCGUGGCCAAUGUGCCCGAGGGGCUGCUGGCCACUGUCACCGUGUGCCUGACGCUGACGGCCAAGCGCAUGGCGCGUAAGAACUGCCUGGUGAAGAACCUGGAGGCUGUGGAGACCUUGGGCUCCACCUCCACCAUCUGCUCCGACAAGACUGGGACCCUGACCCAGAACAGGAUGACUGUGGCUCAUAUGUGGUUCGAUAACCAGAUCCAUGAGGCUGAUACCACUGAGGACCAGUCUGGCACCGCCUUUGACAAGAGCUCAGCCACGUGGGUGGCUCUGUCCCACAUCGCAGGGCUCUGCAACCGAGCAGUGUUCAAGGGGGGGCAGGAGAACGUCCCCAUCCUCAAGCGGGAUGUGGCCGGAGACGCUUCGGAGUCAGCUCUGCUCAAGUGCAUUGAGCUCUCGUCCGGCUCCGUCAAACUCAUGCGCGAGAGGAACAAGAAAGUGGCUGAGAUCCCAUUUAACUCCACCAACAAGUACCAGCUGUCCAUCCACGAGACCGAGGACCCCAACGACAACCGGUACCUGCUGGUGAUGAAGGGGGCGCCCGAGCGCAUCCUGGACCGGUGCUCAACCAUCCUGCUCCAGGGCAAGGAGCAGCCUCUGGAUGAGGAGAUGAAGGAGGCGUUCCAGAACGCGUACCUGGAGCUGGGGGGACUGGGGGAGAGGGUCCUGGGUUUCUGCCACUUCUACCUGCCCGAGGAUCAAUACCCAAAGGGUUUUGCCUUCGACUGUGACGACGUCAACUUCGCCACCGACAACCUGUGUUUUGUGGGGCUCAUGUCCAUGAUCGACCCCCCCCGGGCGGCUGUGCCCGAUGCUGUGGGCAAGUGUCGGAGCGCUGGCAUCAAGGUGAUCAUGGUGACCGGUGACCAUCCCAUCACGGCCAAGGCCAUAGCCAAAGGGGUCGGGAUCAUCUCCGAGGGCAACGAGACCGUGGAGGACAUUGCAGCAAGGCUCAACAUCCCUGUCAGCCAGGUCAACCCCCGGGAUGCCAAGGCCUGUGUGAUCCAUGGCACAGACCUGAAGGACAUGAGCUCAGAGCAGAUCGAUGAGAUCCUACAGAACCACACGGAGAUUGUGUUUGCUCGAACGUCCCCACAGCAGAAACUGAUCAUUGUGGAGGGAUGUCAGAGACAGGGCGCCAUUGUAGCAGUGACCGGUGAUGGGGUCAAUGACUCCCCGGCCCUAAAGAAGGCUGACAUUGGGGUCGCCAUGGGCAUCGCUGGCUCCGACGUCUCCAAGCAGGCGGCCGACAUGAUCCUAUUGGAUGACAACUUCGCCUCCAUCGUCACCGGCGUUGAGGAAGGCCGCCUGAUCUUCGACAACCUCAAGAAGUCCAUUGCCUACACCCUGACCAGCAACAUCCCAGAGAUCACCCCCUUCCUGCUCUUCAUCAUGGCCAACAUCCCCCUGCCCCUGGGCACCAUCACCAUCCUCUGCAUCGACCUGGGCACCGACAUGGUCCCUGCUAUCUCCUUGGCCUAUGAGGCAGCUGAGAGUGACAUCAUGAAGAGGCAGCCCCGGAACCCCCGAUCCGAUAAACUGGUGAACGAGAGGCUCAUCAGCAUGGCCUAUGGGCAGAUCGGGAUGAUCCAGGCUCUCGGUGGUUUCUUUGCCUACUUCGUGAUCCUGGCUGAGAACGGAUUCCUUCCAUCCCGCUUGGUUGGGAUCCGACUGCGUUGGGAUGACCGCACUGUCAAUGACCUGGAGGACUCCUAUGGGCAGCAGUGGACCUAUGAGCAGCGCAAGGUGGUGGAGUUCACGUGUCACACUGCGUUCUUCGUCAGCAUCGUGGUGGUGCAAUGGGCAGAUCUCAUCAUCUGCAAGACCCGACGCAACUCCGUGUUCCAGCAGGGCAUGAAGAAUAAGAUCCUGAUUUUCGGGCUCUUUGAGGAAACGGCUUUGGCUGCAUUCCUGUCCUAUUGCCCUGGCAUGGAUGUGGCUCUGCGCAUGUACCCCCUCAAGCCGAGCUGGUGGUUCUGCGCCUUCCCCUACAGCUUCCUCAUCUUCGUCUAUGAUGAGAUCCGCAAACUCAUCCUGCGCCGCAAUCCCGGAGGUUGGGUCGAGAAAGAAACCUACUACUGAGCCCCCCAAACCGGAACCCCAAAACCACCCCAAA
Messenger RNA from Melopsittacus undulatus (budgerigar), 3109 nucleotides. RefSeq names its product ATPase Na+/K+ transporting subunit alpha 3 (gene ATP1A3). Gene Ontology annotation, molecular function: P-type sodium:potassium-exchanging transporter activity; ATP binding; ATP hydrolysis activity. The record is from RefSeq and is a predicted model, not a curated record. Lineage: Eukaryota; Metazoa; Chordata; Aves; Psittaciformes; Psittaculidae. Bases 1 to 3075 code for a protein of 1024 amino acids. Gene Ontology annotation, cellular component: plasma membrane. The transcript is spliced from 23 exons. Gene Ontology annotation, biological process: proton transmembrane transport; intracellular sodium ion homeostasis; potassium ion import across plasma membrane.